Apis florea (little honeybee) is the source of this 2489-nucleotide messenger RNA. RefSeq names its product unconventional myosin 10A (gene Myo10A). Gene Ontology annotation, molecular function: cytoskeletal motor activity; ATP binding; protein binding. The record is from RefSeq and is a predicted model, not a curated record. Gene Ontology annotation, cellular component: myosin complex; cytoskeleton. Lineage: Eukaryota; Metazoa; Arthropoda; Insecta; Hymenoptera; Apidae.
CUCGGAGGGAAUAAAACGUAAAAUUUGUAAAAUAGGUUUCCUUCCGAGAACCGGAGGACGGUGAGCUUUGGUCGACCGAGAAGCAAGGUGCACCCGCGUCUUCGACCAAUAAUCAACGGCAGGAGAUGACGGUGAAGGCCCAGAUUCAUCGGUCCCAAAGUCCACCUCGAAAGAAUUCCGAAAUCGUUAGAAAGACUAGCGUGGAAUACGCGGUGAGGAAGGUCAGUGUCGAAAGGAAAGCGGCCGACUCGAAGAAAUCAUCGAGCGCGACAGACGCGAAAAGGCCUUCCCCUUCGAACAAAAGCAACGUGCAAAGUAACUUCACGAACGUGUUGAGCGAAUUGAAGAAUCGUAAGAGCAGUUUGGACAGCAAUCUGUCGAAUUCGAGCAACAACAAGGGUGUGCCACCCCCGCCACCCAUGCCACCACCUUUGGAGUCUCACGACCCGUCCGAAUCAAGGCCUUUCCUCGAUCCUUAUGGGAGAGCAAAGACGGUUCGAAUUGGCAAAUGGAGAUGGCCUCCGCCUAGCGACUCGAACGAGAAUCAAAGCCAAGACAGUUUUAUAGAGUUCAAAAUGCGGCAACAGCAGCAACAACGAAAAAUCACACCCCAAUAUCAAGAGUACAAUCAGGGCGAGGGUGAGCCAAGCACGGAGGGUGGCGUCGAAUGGGAGGAAUUCGAAAUUGAGAACAUCGUCGAAACCAACGAAAAGCCGGUUGUGAGUCAUGCCCCACCUCCAGUCUCCACAAAAAACGAGAACGGAUACAAGGAGGAGGGAGAGAAGAAAAAGAAAAAGUCCAAAUCCGCGUUGGAGGUAGGUGCACAGAGGCCAUCCCCAGGAAGUAUAGGAAAACUGAAGCUGAGCUCGGAAAUGAGGCAGAGAUUGGAAAAAGUGACGGCGAAUCACAGUGUGAGAUCGACGAAGACAACCGAGAAACCUGCCCUCCCUCGCGAGGACGGUAAAGUGAAACGUUUGGAGGAUAAUAGAAAGCUUCUUCUCGAGCAGCAAUUAGGAGGAAGAUGGGACGAUUACGCGUCCACGGCCGAUGACACGCAAAGCGUUACUUCGAAAGGCACGACCGACAUGAUGACUCAAGCGCAAGUGGUCAGGACUCAGAUCGAAAGAAUGGAGAGGCCUGUGCCGCCCCCGCUUCCGGUCACACCUCCGCAACCCCCUAGUCCUCGUGGCGGAAGCAUGUACAGCAAUAGUCAAUCCGGAGUGCCACAACCGAGAUCACCCCCGGCCCCAGUCGAGCCCAAGGCUCGAGAUUCGUUCAGAACGUCCCCGGAUUCGGAGGCGUUCGACCACUUUUCCAAGAGCCAGCGCGACAUGUUCAGCCAGAGCAGAGACAUAUUCGCGUCCCAGCAGCAUCUGAGAGAGAGCCACGAGUACAGAAACGACUUCGACAAGUCACGAUUGUCCGAUCCAAAGAAAGACUUUUACGGAAAGGACAGCACGGACAUGGCGAGCUCCGCCAGGGACAGAAGUUCCGACUUCGACUCCCGCCGCGACCUAAACUCCGACAUUUUCGACCCGAAAUACGCGAGAGAUAUAUUCGAGAACACGAGCUCGAAGAGAGACCCGUUCGGAAUGGCCAGAGACGUGUCCCCAAAGUCGAGGGACAGCUUUGGCAUGCCGUCGUCCAGAGAGUUCGGCCUGAUGCCCAACACGAGGGAAUCGUUCGCGGCCGCUCGUCAAAGUUUCAAGAAAUUGGACCGUGAUCUCGACAGGAGAUCGAGCGUCGCAUCCACCCACCGCACCGACAAAAUGGAAAGGAUCGAGAUCGAGGAAUGGCCCGAGUUUCUGAGGCCGGUGCUGCCACCUGCGGAGAAACCGGAAAUAGAGAAGGUCCAAGAGGUGGUGAACACGAAGCUCUAUCCGCAAACGUCCACGGCUCACUUCACGUACAACAGGGUGACGUGGACGUUGAGGGUGAAGAAGGAAGUGUUCGCGCCUAACGAAACGUUGAACAGCCCCUUGGCCCUUCAUUUGGUGUUUUGCCAAGUCGCUUAUGACGUGCUCGCCACGUCCAGUAUUCGAAUCACGAAGGAGGACAGGCAGAAUAUGCUCAAGAUGUUGGACAAUUAUGGCGUCACUCUCGACAAUCUGCAGAGCACUCAGCACAAGAUCACUAUUAAAAAGAACGUGGUUGACAUGGCCAAACAGUGGCCACUGUAUUUCGCCAGGAUAUUCCCUGUGUCGAUCGGACCUCAGCAUCCAGAAACCCAACACGUGGCGAUCUCUCAUCACGGUCUCAGACUCAUCAAACGUACACCGAACGGCGAUUUAGUCAUAUUGGAAACUUUACCUUUGGAGGAAAUCGUCUCUGUCGGUUCUCCACGGAUCGGUGUCUGUGUAAUGCAAAUUGCGUCAGGAGUCAGGCUACCCUUGCACACGAACAGAGCUCCACAAUUGACCGAGAUGAUAAACAGUUACAUCAGAAUGGUGAGUGAUAAUAAUUAUUUAAUCUAACAUCGAUUGAUUGAA